This is a messenger RNA of Oryzias latipes (Japanese medaka), 2268 nucleotides long. It is a transcript of the gene leng9, whose product is annotated as leukocyte receptor cluster (LRC) member 9. Gene Ontology annotation, molecular function: metal ion binding. NCBI's taxonomy places the organism in Eukaryota, Metazoa, Chordata, Actinopteri, Beloniformes, Adrianichthyidae. The record is from RefSeq and is a predicted model, not a curated record.
AGGUCAAAGUACAUUUGAGUUGGAAGUCUGCAUUUUCUUACUAGUCUGCUUAAAUGUCAAAAUAUGUGACCGUGGUUUUGAUUUUUGAGUGCGUUUAAGUAUAUCUGCUUUUUGUAAAAACAAUAAUAUUUCUAAAAUUGUUUAUUUUUAAUCGCCAAAAACUAGACACUUCCGUGUGUUCCCACACACAGUAAAGAAAACCGGGUGUGUCCAGUUUAUUUUUACUGACCAGUCAAAGGUAAAACUACCUCAACGAGGCAACAGGGCCCUUCAUUUGUGACCAUGGCGUCCCGUGGGACAGGGGCUCCCACGUUUUCACCUGAGGGCCAGGUAGAUGGUGGCGGGACCCUCACAGAACCAACCAAUAACCCAACUGUUGGAACAGCUGACACCCAGAAGCCCACUGAUGUCGAUGACUUGGCAGAGCUGAAAAGCGAUGGAGUCAAAGUGUGCCAGUUUUUCCAAAGUGGAAAAUGUCGCUUUGGCCACAAAUGUCGCUCCUUCCACAGUGAACCCCCACUCCACGUUUCAGCACCCAUGUCCCCUGAAAUCGAUGACAAACAGAAUGAACAAAAAACGGAAAAGCUCAAGAAGAAAAAAGGGGCAAAGCAGAAAAACAGUGAAGAAGUUGAGGUGACCAAAAAGCCACGUAUGCGCACAGCAGAUGACGUGAUUUCUCGCAUUUUGUGGGACUCGUCAGUGGAUGCAUCGGAGUUUGUUGUGGGGUAUGUGGAUCGCUUCCUUGGGGUCCUGGAGCGUCCUUUCUGUGACUUCAACUGGGACGCCAACCCCUGUGACUGCGAUUACUCAGUUGAGCUGGCCUUGCCGAGACACAGGAUCCAGUACUUCAGCUACAGAGGGAAACGCGUCUGGGACCGCCACAGCAGGACCGACAGGGUCUUUGGCUCCACAGGUCAAUCUUUGGCUCCCCCCUUUGGAAAAGAAGAGGAAGUAAACGCUGAAGAAAGCCCGGACCACCAAGAACAACCACAAGACAGUUGCGAAGCCGAACAGGAGCAGCCAACGACUGGCAGUGGACAGGACGAAAGAAAAACAGAAGACGGUGAUCAUAUGAGGAGCACUGAUGUGGAGGAGCUGAAUGAGAGGAUUUCCAGCCUCGUGUCCACACACUGUGAGGAAAACACUUCCCGAGGAGAGCAGGCGUGUCCUGGAACAUGUGCUGUUGAGGAUGCUCCAAACGGAAUCCAGGCUUUAAAAGAGCAGCAGCCGUCAAAAGGAGAAAAAGAAGAAGAAGAGGGUCAGGAGACCAAUUUGGAAGAGUGGGCGGAAAGUUGGGAAUGCAAAGAAGACGCUCAGAGUUAUCCAAGAAAUUUUUAUAUGAGCAAAGGCGCACCAUCGCCUCUAGAGCAGAGGGUGGAGAAGGGUGGCGUGCGCCCACCUAAAAAACGACCCACCCACUUCAUUUGCUUCCGAGCCAACACUCCCGCCGUCCUCUCCUGUUUCCAGCAGCUGCGGGAGGAGCUCGUUGCCCUUUUACCCUCCUCCGCCCCUCACUGGCAGGCCGCGUCCACGCUUCACGUUACCCUCUGCCUCCUCAACCUGCACAGCCCGGCUGAGGUGGAAUCUGCCAAGGAGAUUCUCCGCCACUUUUCCCGUCUGGAUCGCAACCCGCCUGUUGCUGUGACCUUUCCAGUGAAGCUGAAGGAUUUCAACGGGCGAGUGCUGUACCUGAGCCCCCAGCCCCAGCUGCACCUGCAGCAGCUGAACGGCGGUCUGCAGGAGGCGUACAGGCAGAAGGGCUGGCUCCACAGGGACUCCUACAACCCACGGUACCAUCUCACUCUGGCCAAGUUUCACGACGUCAAGCGGGAGAGGAUUUUUGACGGGGUGGGGGACCUGAAGGCAGGGAAGGGUUUGAACUUUGGCCGUCUGCCUGUGAACACCUUACACCUGUGUGCCAUGAGCACCUCUGAAGCUGAUGGUUUUUAUGACACCCUGUGCACAGUGACCCUUCGAUAAUCACGCACAGAUAUUGCAAGUGACGCACAUGCUGACACCGAAUGCUGGUUUACAAUCUAAGGUUUUACUAAUGACCUUAUUUAUGGUUUUAAUUGCCUUUACCUUAAAAGUUUAUGUAGUUUCAUAAAAUCGCCCUGUAAGCAAUCUAAAGUGGUAUCUUGAUUGGACUGGGCUUUUAUUUAGAUUUUAAAGGGUAUAAUCCUUUUAUUGCUUUUUAAAUGCAUUUUAGACUUUUAUUAAAACAAAUUAAAUUAAAAAGCUUUGUCCAACCUUAAAGGCCGACUCCAA